This is a messenger RNA of Equus quagga, 1145 nucleotides long. It is a transcript of the gene EBP, whose product is annotated as EBP cholestenol delta-isomerase. The transcript has 5 exons. The coding region runs from base 197 to 889 and encodes 230 amino acids. Gene Ontology annotation, molecular function: steroid Delta-isomerase activity; C-8 sterol isomerase activity; cholestenol delta-isomerase activity. The record is from RefSeq and is a predicted model, not a curated record. NCBI's taxonomy places the organism in Eukaryota, Metazoa, Chordata, Mammalia, Perissodactyla, Equidae. Gene Ontology annotation, cellular component: endoplasmic reticulum; membrane. Gene Ontology annotation, biological process: cholesterol biosynthetic process.
CCUGUCGUAUUAACAGUUUCCUUGCCCAUUUGGACAUUAGGAUUGAAGGUUGGUCCGGGAACUAAUUGGUUGCUCUGCCUAGAAAAUGAGGGCAAAGGUGAGAGGAAGCAACGCAACGCUGGUUCAACAGCAGACGAGGAGGACGAACACUUGAUUUCCGAUGUGAUUGACUGAUAAGCCGUCAGCUUACAACGACAUGACCACCAGCGCCAGCCCCUUGCACCCAUACUGGCCUCGGCACCUAAGGCUGGACAAGUUUGUGCCUAAUGACUGCCCCGCCUGGCAUCUCCUGGCCGGCCUCUUCUCUGUCUCUGGGGUCUUAGUUGUCACCACGUGGCUGUUGUCAGGUCGUGCUGCAGUCGUCCCACUGGGGAUUUGGCGGCGACUGUCCCUGUGCUGGUUUGCAGUCUGUGGGUUCAUUCACCUGGUGAUUGAGGGCUGGUUCAGCCUCUACCACGAGGACCUUCUUGGAGACCAAGCCUUCUUGUCCCAACUCUGGAAAGAGUAUGCCAAGGGGGACAGCCGAUACAUCCUGAAUGACAACUUCACGGUAUGCAUGGAGACCAUCACAGCUUGCCUUUGGGGACCCCUCAGCCUAUGGGUGGUAAUUGCCUUUCUCCGCCAGCAGCCCCUCCGCUUUGUCCUACAGCUCGUGGUCUCUGUGGGUCAAAUCUACGGGGAUGUGCUCUAUUUCCUGACAGAGCAACGUGACGGAUUCCAGCAUGGAGAGCUGGGCCACCCGCUCUAUUUCUGGUUUUACUUUGUUUUCAUGAACAGCCUGUGGCUGGUGCUGCCAGGAAUCCUUGUGCUUGACUCCAUGAAGCAGCUCUCUCUUGCCCAGAGCACACUGGACACCAAAGCCACAAAAGCCAAGAGCAAACAGAACUAAUGAGUGAUGGACUGGGCUUCAACGCUGGCUCAUGAGCAACUCUCUACCUGCCAGAAGAGUCCAAUCCUUGCUCUCACGGGUUGGAGGGACAAAGUGAAUUGAUCUGUCAAACUCAAGCUGAUUGGGUGGGCGCCAAAAGGGACAGAGACAGGAGGAAGAAAGGAGCUGUAUGGAGCUACUGCCAGGAGCUGUUGGAACAAAGGUACAAGAGAACACAGGAGGUUUAAAAUCAGGAAAUAAAAGAUCUUGACCCUAA